UAUAUUCUUCACUUACACGGAAUACACAUACCGAUCAUUACCUAUCUCAUCAACCAUGACGUCUCAAACCUCAAACUCUUCUCCUCGUCUUGUACGAACUACACACAAUGAGGAUGGAACCUCCAUUUUUGUCCCUGACGCAAAUGUCACACCCUUUCAACCCUUUGGUCCUCAAAGCAGUGGCUUCAACAUCUUCGACGUCCGUCAAAAUGUUCCCAUCAACAACACAGACUCUAUCCCAUCAUUUGAGAACUCUCUUCCGAGAUGUCCUCCUAAAGGAUCCCUCUUCUGCAUGACCCAGAUCCAACCUGGUGGCAAAGCACCUAUGCACCGUACCAAAAGCCUUGACUACGCUGUAGUUCUGUCGGGUGAGAUCGUGCUGGGGCUCGACGGUGGAGAGGAAAAGACUGUCAAGCAAGGAGAGGUCAUUGUUCAACAGGGCGUGAAUCACAGCUGGGAGAAUAGGGGCGACGUUACGUGCCAGAUCAUCUUUGUCAUGAUUGGUGCUGAAACUAUCACUCUUAAGGAUGGAACGGAAUUGGAGGAGACUGUGUUCUGA
Messenger RNA from Fusarium oxysporum Fo47, 559 nucleotides. RefSeq names its product cupin domain-containing protein. The record is from RefSeq and is a predicted model, not a curated record. Lineage: Eukaryota; Fungi; Ascomycota; Sordariomycetes; Hypocreales; Nectriaceae. The coding region runs from base 56 to 559 and encodes 167 amino acids. The transcript has a single exon.